GUCCGGCCCGCUUCCUACGCCCCGCCCCCGGUGGCGCGGAGAGCAGAGCCAAGAUGGCGGCUGAGUUGGAGUACGAGUCUGUCCUGUGUGUGAAGCCCGACGUCAGCGUCUACCGGAUUCCGCCCCGAGCCUCCAACCGCGGUUACAGGGCAUCUGACUGGAAGUUAGAUCAGCCUGAUUGGACUGGUCGUCUCCGAAUCACUUCUAAAGGGAAGAUUGCUUAUAUCAAACUCGAGGAUAAAGUUUCAGGGGAGCUCUUUGCUCAGGCACCAGUAGAACAAUAUCCUGGUAUUGCUGUGGAGACAGUGACAGAUUCCAGCCGCUACUUUGUAAUCCGGAUCCAGGAUGGUACUGGGCGUAGUGCUUUCAUUGGCAUUGGCUUCACAGAUCGGGGUGAUGCCUUUGAUUUUAACGUCUCCUUGCAAGAUCACUUCAAGUGGGUAAAGCAGGAAUCUGAGAUUUCCAAAGAAUGUCAGGAAAUGGAUACUCGUCCUAAGUUGGAUCUGGGCUUCAAGGAGGGACAGACUAUCACGUUGAGUAUUGGGAACAUUACAACCAAGAAGGGAGGUGCUUCUAAGCCCAAGACUGCAGGGGCUGGGGGCCUAAGCUUACUCCCACCUCCACCUGGAGGCAAAGUCACUAUUCCCCCACCGUCCUCCUCAGUUGCCAUCAGCAAUCAUGUCACUCCACCACCCAUUCCAAAAUCUAACCAUGGAGGUAGUGAUGCAGAUAUCCUUUUAGAUUUGGAUUCUCCUGCUCUUGUCACGACACCAGCAACGGCUCCAGUUUCUGCAAGCAGUGACUUGUGGGGAGACUUUAGCACUGCAUCUAGCUCUGUUCCAAACCAGGCACCACAGCCAUCCAACUGGGUCCAGUUCUGAAUAGCAUUGACAGGACAUUAAGGACAGACUUGAAGAAUAAAAAUGACCUUGAGGGCACCAAUCUGUGAGGGAACCACACAUUCCUUCCCUUCCCUCCCCAGAACCACAAUUACUGGACAGUCUUUUUCAUGGCUUCUCCAUUGCAUUCAAGCUGGUUUAUGUCACUCCCCUAUGUUGUUAUGUGCUGUGCAGCCAAGAAAGUAUCUCUUAUCUCCUGUUCACUGUCUAGGCAGAGGAAUGGUGGGUCUUAUCAUACUUGUGGCUGACUGUGCAGGCCUCAAAAGGCCAGGGUCUCUUUGAUAAGGAAAUGACCUCUAAAAUUUUUUUCCAGCUUUUAAAUUCUUAGACGUAUUUCAAAAUCAUCUCAUGACCCUUGUGUUCCUCUUUGUGAAGCCCUAUUUAGCAAUUUCAGGGGGAGAUAAAAACCUUGAAAUUUCUUUUUCCAUUAACCCAAGACUCUAAGAGUGGACAAGAGUGACUUCAGUGUUUACAAAUUCAGAAUUUUGAUAGGGAUAGGUAUGAAGAACGACCUGUUUUCCUGGGUCUCUGCUACAUCUCUUCCUUCAGGCUUAUCCUAUUCAGUGAACAUCCACUGCUGGGUGCACCUCCAUCACCCUCUCAUGUGUUUACGUGUCUCUUCCUAUGAUAAGAGGGUUGUGUUGGUGGCGCCUCCACUAUUCUUUUGUUUGUUGAAUAGUGCAAGUCUUUGAUCAGUGGAUCUCUUGGAUGAAGGAGGUUCAAGGGGCUGUGUUUUCCAAGUUAUAUUCUAGAGAAGCAUUUAUUUUCGUGCAGCUUCAUCUAGAUGCUGUGUUUGAAGCACGGCUUUACUUGGUAUUUGCCCCAUUAUUUGACCUAAAGUUGAAGGGUUUAGGGUUUUUAACCUAAUUUGUAGAGCAGAGAGGUUGUGAAAGCACUUAACUCUUGUUCAGUACCCACGUUGCCUUGCUGCCUGGGUAUCUGGCCCCUUUCCGUAAACAUAUUUUUCAAUCCAUCUAGCUCUUCAGUAGAAAGCUGCUAGUACAUGUGUUGUCAUUUUUGAAGGAAGCUGGGGAGUCACAGCUUUAACUGUGAUAGGUUUUGCCCAAGUGAUGGCUUUGGUACCCAUUUCCCAGGGUAUGUCAAAAGCAAGUUGAUCUCCCAUCACAUUUCUUUCCUUUUGCCCCACCAUUCCUUUUACAAUACUGUGAAGAGAGGUCCCUUUCUUAGAUGAAUGGGCACUAUCUGUUUUGUUUGUUAAACGGGCAACUUUGAGGAUGAAAUGGGAGGAUAUCAUUUCUUCCCUUAGCACCUAUUUGGGAGUGUACAAUCUGGCUAAAGGGAAUCCUUACAUUUAGUUUCAAAAUACGUUCUUUCUCCCGGAUUUUCUUCUCGACUCUUUAGCUUUGGGUCCAUUAUUUUUCAUUGCCCUCUGUUGCAGGCAGCUCUAUUCUUACAGAGCCUUGGCAGGACGUUUUAAAAUUCCAAUAGAAAACACUAAAAGGAAAGUCUAUAGAAUCACUAGUGACUGACUACUGAGAACCUGUUUUCUCAAUCUUCCUCCAUGUUGUGUUCUUUGUAUUCUCAAGAUGAUAAUAUAUUAUGUAUUUGAAUUGCUGAAAAAUUGAAAAUGAAGUUUAAGAUAUAUGUAUAUAAAGCGUAUGCUGUAUUGGUGCAAUAAUGGUAAUUAAAAAUAUGGAAAAAGGUA
Molecule: messenger RNA, 2565 nt
Organism: Equus quagga
Lineage: Eukaryota; Metazoa; Chordata; Mammalia; Perissodactyla; Equidae
Gene: NECAP1
Product: NECAP endocytosis associated 1
Exons: 8
Coding region: 54-881 (275 amino acids)
Biological process (GO): endocytosis
Cellular component (GO): clathrin vesicle coat; membrane
Source: RefSeq, a predicted model, not a curated record